AUGGCCUUGUACCCUGCGGGACCCGCCACCUCCCCCGCACCACUUCCGUCCAAUGACCCUUAUGCUCCCAAAGCGCAGCCGAUGUAUGGAGCGUCCUCACCCUUGGCCAGCCCAUAUCACGCCAGCUUUCCCUCGAUCUAUGGUCAUGCACCCGCUGGCCCGGCGGGGCUGGGGAUCCAUCCGGGGCGAAUGCCGGCUCACAGCCCGUCCGCGGGACAGCCGCCCCUGGCAUUCUCCCGUCAGCCGUAUCCAUCGUACACCCUGCCUGCGAUGAACGGUGCCGUGAUGACCAAUGUACACAGCCCCAACAGUCCCAUGUCGGUCAUGGGGGGGAUUCAGCCAGGAAUCCUGCCGGGUUUCCAUAGUGGACAUGUCGCCAGUACCCAUCAUUUGUAUGGGGCUCAUCCGCCCCAUGGCCACCCAACCCCGGUGGCUGAUCGUCCGUUUAAGUGCGAUCAGUGCCCCCAGAGCUUCAACCGGAACCAUGACUUGAAACGCCAUAAGCGCAUCCAUUUGGCUGUGAAGCCAUUCCCCUGCACCCACUGUGACAAGAGCUUCUCACGCAAGGAUGCCCUCAAGCGACAUAUUCUGGUCAAAGGCUGCGGGAAGGACGACCUCAUGGGACAUGCAAUCAAGGGCGAAAGCCACAGUGAGGACGGCAGCCCGAUUCAAAACGCACGUGUUUAA
Messenger RNA from Penicillium alfredii, 687 nucleotides. RefSeq names its product C2H2-type zinc finger protein. Gene Ontology annotation, biological process: regulation of transcription by RNA polymerase II. Lineage: Eukaryota; Fungi; Ascomycota; Eurotiomycetes; Eurotiales; Aspergillaceae. Gene Ontology annotation, molecular function: DNA-binding transcription factor activity, RNA polymerase II-specific; RNA polymerase II cis-regulatory region sequence-specific DNA binding. Bases 1 to 687 code for a protein of 228 amino acids. The transcript has 2 exons. The record is from RefSeq and is a predicted model, not a curated record.